CCCUGAGCUGCUAGUAGUAGUUCCUAAAGACCAUCUUCCUGUCUGCACUAUGCCUGAGAUUCAAACAACCUGCCUCUCCUGAUCUCCUUCAAUGGUGACUGACCGUCUCUUACACAGACAGAGAGCCCGACAGUGGUAAGACCGGACCCGAUGGCCUCUCCCAGGACUAUAACCAUUGUGGCCCUCUCGGUAGCCUUGGGGCUCUUCUUUGUCUUUAUGGGGACCAUCAAACUGACCCCGAGGCUCAGCAGAGAUGCCUACAAUGAGAUGAAACGAGCCUACAAGAGCUAUGUCCGUGCAUUGCCCAUGCUGAAAAAGAUGGGAGUCAGCUCCAUCAUUCUCCGCAAGAGCAUCGGAGCCUUAGAGGUGGCCUGUGGCAUUGUCAUGACACUGGUCCCCGGGCGCCCCAAAGAUGUGGCUAACUUUCUGCUGCUCUUGCUUGUUCUGGCUGUGCUCUUCUUCCACCAGCUGGUGGGUGACCCACUCAAGCGCUAUGCUCAUGCCCUAGUCUUUGGGAUCCUGCUCACCUGCCGCCUGCUGAUUGCCCGCCAGCCUGAGGAGCAGUUGCUAGAGAAGAGGACCCUGUCGGUGAAUGGAGAGGAGCAGCCACUUCUUGCAGAGGCAGUCCCAGAAAAGGGCAAAAUCAAGGUGUCCUAGUGGGGUGCUUUUGAGGGACACACGGGGACCCUCCAUGCAGCUCUCUCCAAAACACCUAACAAGAUUUGCAUUUCAUUUUCUUUUUGUGGUCUUUGUAACGGGUUACAUUUUGGAGCAUGGGGGAAACCUUACAUUUGCCAGCUAUGCAACAGCUUGGCUUGUGCACCCUAACUUCUAGAGCUGCCCUCUUCUGCACCCCCACAUAUGUAGACAUGAAUUAAUUUAAUGGUUCUAGAGGGGAAUGUACCUUUUGUGGAGUGUGAGUGAGUGAGUGAGUGAGAGAGAGAGAGAAAGAGAGAGAGGGAGUGGUGGCUGAUCCAUGUAACUUUUACUGUUUCUUCAUCAGUCUGCAUUCUUCAGAGGUGAAAGGAGUGGGAGAUUUCUAACCCUGCGCUUGGGCACUUACCCAAUACUCUCCCCUCUUUGCCUAGCAUCUAGCGCUGGAGUGACAAACUUUUUUUUCCUGCUUCAGAUGAGUCAAGUGGUACAUCUCACCCACCUCUCUCAGCAGAGAAUAAAGAAUGCUGUAUUCCUAAUAAAAAAAACCCUCCAGUCAUUCCCCACCCAACCCUGCCUACUCCAAAGUCGGUUUGUCUGUGUGACGAUCCUACCAGCUGGCUCUACCUGUGAUACUCCCACCAGGGCCACCACCUGUCAGGAUCUCAGUUUUUAUUUGUUCUCUCACACACUCUAGCACAGCUCUCACAAGAUCCCACUGCUAGGCAGCACCACCAGCCACUCCCUGUAAACAAUACUGCUAGAGACUUCGCCUUAGUCUCCCCCUAUGGCUUAUUGUUACUUUGUGUCUGGGUGCCCUUUCCGUCCACAACCCCCUUGUAUCUUUGUCUAUAAAGCAUACAAUCCUGGGUUGCUCUGGAUACUUGAUGAUGUUACAAUUUCUUCCUUCACCGCUGCCACCAUUUAUUUUACACUGUUUCCCUCCAGCCUUGGUAAUUACCCUGCCCUCCCUUCUGGUCUGUGUAUGCCCAGCCAAGGAUCAGGCUUUUGGUAAACCAAUAAAAGUAUUUAUUUGAUAACACCAGGAAAUAACAAGAUUACUUUAGGAAUGUUCAACAAGCGUAUGGUUUCAUAUAGUGUCACUCUUUAUGUUUCCAGUCUUAUAUAUUCUGCCUAAAUACCAGCCAAAUAUAAUCCAACCCACAACCAACUCCAAUCCACACUCCACAACCAACCAACCAACAACUCCCCAACAACUCAACUGUCAUCCUCUCAUUUAUACCUUCAGCCAUUCAAAUACUCAGCCAAUCAUCAUACAGCAUUCUCCAGCAUUCUAGCCCAUGUACUCCCCCCUCUCACUCAGUCACUUACCAUAUAUCACUUACUAAACCCGCACUUACCAUAUUUACAGAUAUUAAAAUACAGGGACAUCACAGUCUGCUACUGUCAAAAGAUCACGGACUGCUCACUGUCUGCCUACACGUAAACCUGCUUUUUCUGCCAUCUGUUCACUCUGAUUUUAAAAAGGGGCAGGUUACUGUCGGUGAGUAAGGGCUUGUCUCUAAGAACAGGAUUAAUUUCCCAUCUCACAUGGGGAUCUGAUGAGCCAAGGCAGAGUGAGGUCUCUGUUAAGAAGCUGCUUCAGUUGUGUUAGUGCUGAGCUUGGAGGGCAAAUAAACUGAAAGGUUAAACUGUCCUGGGAAAUCUGAUUUUUUUAAAAAAUAUGUUGCCUUUUUUUGGUAUUGUCUGGUUUGAAUCCUCCUCCUUCUCCCCUUCUUUGCCCCUCCCUUAAUUUAUAAAAACAAACUUUUUGAAAUUUGGGGGGAAUUGUCAUUGUAAAUUGUUGAAUUUUACAUGUGUGUAACAUACUUAGAAUUGAAAUGCCUUGUAUUUUCCUGUGAGUUCCAGUUUACUAUUACUGACAUGAUUAUUUAUUCUUGGACGAUAGAGCGGUAAGCUGGGAAACUCUGAAAUUAUAAGAGGCUGUGGAUUCUUUCAACUUGCCUUGAACUCUGAUAUGCCCUCUGUGAGUUCUGGGCUUGUUGUUCUAGAAUAGCUGAUGGGAUAAGCCCUACAGACAAUCUUCCUAGGUAAGGGUGAACACAGGAAUCUGGAAGACCUGGGGCUGGAGCACAACAUCAACACAACGAAUGCUGCUGCUGGUGACUUCACCACAAAAAUGACUGUGAGAAAGGACUGUGUGGCCAGCUUUUCAUGAUUCAGAGGUGGAAGAGGCCCCAUAAGAAACCAUUAUUCCUCUACAGCAGGAAUGGACCGAGAGACAUGGUCUGUACUUCCUUUCCCUGCUGGAUGGGAAAAGUAUGGAUGUGCAUUCACAGCACACUUAUGAGAAGCCGGCCUGGACUUUUCCUCAGCACUGUACCUAAAGUCUGUCUUGUCCAUUACAUGGUGACAAACCCAGGUCAUACAUGA
This is a messenger RNA of Rhineura floridana, 3048 nucleotides long. RefSeq names its product transmembrane protein 35A (gene TMEM35A). Gene Ontology annotation, biological process: positive regulation of protein localization to cell surface; chaperone-mediated protein complex assembly. Gene Ontology annotation, molecular function: acetylcholine receptor regulator activity. Gene Ontology annotation, cellular component: endoplasmic reticulum. The record is from RefSeq and is a predicted model, not a curated record. The transcript is spliced from 3 exons. Lineage: Eukaryota; Metazoa; Chordata; Lepidosauria; Squamata; Rhineuridae. The coding region runs from base 151 to 657 and encodes 168 amino acids.